This is a messenger RNA of Phaeodactylum tricornutum CCAP 1055/1, 2235 nucleotides long. RefSeq lists its product with no specific name. The coding region runs from base 1 to 2235 and encodes 744 amino acids. Lineage: Eukaryota; Bacillariophyta; Bacillariophyceae; Surirellales; Neidiaceae. The transcript has a single exon. The record is from RefSeq and is a predicted model, not a curated record.
AUGACUUCUCUCUGGACGUUUCUCCAGCGCCACCAAGCGGAUUCCAUCGAUGAUCUUUCUUCCCACGCUCUCGGAAACCAGGAUUCCUUCGAUCCGCACUCACCCAACCUACCGGCGGUGACCGCGAGUCACAGCUGCGAUACCGUCGAAAACGAAUACGACGAUAACAACAACCACCAUCACAAACGUACACAACCAACCUUGAUUCAGAUACCUCUCCGUCACGCGCCCUCGACUCCCGAAGGAUUGCGUUCACGUCCAUCCGUGUCGCUCUUGCGCCAGGAACUCGCUAUUCCGUCCAAUCUUUCCUGGAGUCCGGUUGCAAACAAGGAACACCGUCCUUCCGUUCUACCCCCCAUGCCCAGCAAUUCAUGGUCCACGCAAGGAUCGUUGCACUCACCACCCGUCAGCAACAGUUCCUUUUAUGCCGGAGACGGGAUCGCGCAGUCACCCAACCUACGUCCCGGACGAGCCCGAACCGCCGUGGGGGCUUUGGUAGUGGCUCUCCAAAACGUUCCACCACAAAGGUCCCACCCAUCGACCUGUAGUUUACCGUCCUUGCCCAGUCGAGAUCUGGAUGAGUACGAACCAAACGACGUUUCCGAAGAUUCCGAAGAAGCCUUCCCGUACACGCCGUUCGGCCACACACCGACACGUCACAAUCCCACCCUCCGACGGUCAUCAAGUCCCGUAUCCCACGAUACCAGUAUCGUCGCGUCACCUUCCUCGUUGACCCGUCCGUAUUCAUUGAUCCCAGCACCGCGGAUUGUGCUUCCGCCAAAUAAUGACAGUCCCACGUCUUCACGGAUGAGUCUCAUGCCCAACGAUCCCCACGAACAACCCUACGAUUUUGAACCGUUAGAAUCCUCCAGUCGCGUCGUGUACGCCUGUGAUCAGACACAAGUCUCGGCUUUGGAACAAGAAUCGCUUCAGGAUCGGGCUCUGGUCGUCGAGGACGAUGCGGCUCAGGACGAAACAAACCUAGCUCUGUACAAUCAAAGAAAUCAGCGGCUUUACCAGCAACACCUACUCGUCGCCUGUAUUGAACGAUUGCAAGAUCAGCUGCACCUUGUGGCGCAUAUCGAAACCAUCAACGAAGCGGGUUUGCAGGAAGUAGUAAAAACAUCCAUGGACGAAGAAGGAAUACUCCAAGGAUUCUCCGAACUUGACCGUCACAACAUUGUGGCGAAUCUAAAUGCCCUACUCAUUGAAAUGGACGUGGCGCAACAGGAAGAAUUCUUUAUGAGUCCUACGCAAGUGCCCAUGGUGGCCGAACCGCACAACGUCCUCCGCGACGCCAUUCUACUCUGCCGCACCCUGGUGGAAGUGGCCACUCCGGCCGAAGAACGGUGCGCGCAUAAUCAAUCCCACACACCCGUGGAGCAACAAGGACGUUGGAAGAUCAUUCCUGGCCUGGCCAUUGCCAUGGGGGCCAAUGUUCUGCCGGAGACUCCUCCACCGCGUGGGGGAGAUACGUCUGUCUUUUCUCUGCCCGAAUCGGAACGCACGCCAAUGACGUCGAACGUCAGUACGACUAGUACCAUCACGUCCCAUCCGCAGCCAGAUGUACACCUUGGUCCAGCACUUUGGCAGAGUGGGGCCAAUGGUCUGCAAAUUCGACGAACGAUUCAGGUUUUGUCAUCGGCGUUUCAGACGUUGAGCAAAAGCUGCCGCACGUUGACGGCAAUCAAUCCGAGUGCCCACGACCUUGCUCGUGCCGCCCAUAGCAUCAAGCAAGUGUAUUCGAAACAACUCGCGCGGAUGGAUACUGAAGAUCUCAAGCAUUUGAUUGAUGCUUUCGAGUUGGACAUUCCGCCAUUUCGUAUCGCGCGUCAAGUCUCGCGCGACCAAAGUGAGGACGGAUUACCGGCGCUUCCUCCGCUUUUCACCUCGCGUACGGUCGCGGAAGAAUUCCGCCUCGCAUCCGCACCCCAAGCGUCCCGUAUGGAACGAUUCCACGGGCCUCGUCAAGACGACCGUGAGUCCUUGUUUUCACCCAACACGGACGAUAUGCGCACGUGGACUCUGGAAUCCGAAGGAGAAUACGACGACGACGAAGACUCCUUGUUGUUGUACGACGAUUUGCGUCGUCAAGACGGCAGCAACGAGUACAACGAUCAACCGGAACCACGCGAUGCCGCCCCGAUGUCGGCCCUAAUCGAGCCCACGCAUUCGCAAACCGCGGCGAAUUUCGGUCCGUGCUGUUCCCUGGACGAAGAUGACGUCUGUACGUAA